AUGAAGCUCAUAACCCACAACAUGCUGUCCUGCCCCAUCAAGGGCGUAAAGAACGGGUUCCCCUUCCGCAUAGAGGUCGGGGAGGUGGCCACUCGGGAAGCAGACUUCGACCCGACCUUUUUGCGCCACAUCCUCCCCCGCAUCGAGUACGGGGCGCUGCGUGCUGCCGCCGCUUCCCUAGGCUUUGCCGAUCUCCCAGAGACCGUACCAGAGGGGGCCACGGAGGACGACGCCUUCCUGCAAGCCUUGCACCAUGCGCUGCUGGAGCUGCACCUGGAGGAGGGCGCCCUGGUCUGCCCCGAGACGGGGCGCCGCUUCCUUGUUAACAAGGGCAUCCCGAACCUCUUGCUGCACGAGGAUGAGUGCUGA
This is a messenger RNA of Auxenochlorella protothecoides, 369 nucleotides long. RefSeq names its product TRM112-like protein. The record is from RefSeq and is a predicted model, not a curated record. Lineage: Eukaryota; Viridiplantae; Chlorophyta; Trebouxiophyceae; Chlorellales; Chlorellaceae. Gene Ontology annotation, molecular function: protein heterodimerization activity. Gene Ontology annotation, biological process: peptidyl-glutamine methylation; rRNA (guanine-N7)-methylation; tRNA methylation. The coding region runs from base 1 to 369 and encodes 122 amino acids. The transcript is spliced from 2 exons.